Molecule: messenger RNA, 867 nt
Organism: Humulus lupulus (European hop)
Lineage: Eukaryota; Viridiplantae; Streptophyta; Magnoliopsida; Rosales; Cannabaceae
Product: peroxygenase-like
Exons: 6
Coding region: 12-755 (247 amino acids)
Molecular function (GO): monooxygenase activity; calcium ion binding
Source: RefSeq, a predicted model, not a curated record
AAAGCAAAACUAUGGCAACCAAGGCAUCAAACGACGAAGCUGCCGCCGCCGCCGUGGCAACGGUGGCCGAAAAGGCACCCAUUACAGCAGAGAGGAAGGUCCGUACUGAUUUGGAGACUAAGCUUCAUAACCCAUACAUGCCUCGAGCUCUGGCAGCACCUGAUACAGAAAACGUUAAUGGCACUACUCGGAGUGUUCAUAAACAUCAAAACAUGUCAGUUCUCCAACAACACGUAGCCUUCUUUGACCAAAACAAUGAUGGUAUUAUAUACCCUUUGGAGACUUUUAGAGGGUUAAGAGCAAUGGGAUUCAAUGUAGUUUCAUCUUUCAUGUUCGUGAUUUUUAUUCAUGGAGCAAUGAGUUAUGUUACUCUGCCUACAUGGAUACCUUCGCCAUUCUUUCCAAUAUACAUAAAGAACAUACACAAAGCUAAGCAUGGAAGUGAUUCAGAUACAUUUGACACAGAAGGAAGAUACAUUCCUUCAAACUUUGAGAACUUGUUUAGCAAAUAUGCUCGUACAGUGCCUGAUAAGCUUAGUUUUUGGGAACUUUGGCAUAUGACUGAAGCUAACCGAAAUGCUCUUGAUGUCUUUGGCUGGAUUGCAAGUAAAUUUGAAUGGGGAGUUCUAUAUGUGCUUGCCAAGGAUGAAAGAGGCUUCCUAUCAAAGGAAGCUGUGAGACGUUGUUUUGAUGGAAGUUUAUUUGAAUAUUGUGCAAAGAUGAGAAGUGGUGGAGAUGUUGGAAAGAUGGAUUAGGUUACAAAUACACUACUACUUCUCAUCUUAAUUUUUUCACAAUUGUCUAGCUACUUCAAAAUCCUCCCUCAUUAGGGUUUUAUGUUGUAAUAAUAAGUUGCUUAUUAUAACA